Salmo salar (Atlantic salmon) is the source of this 3424-nucleotide messenger RNA. Its product is annotated as MAP/microtubule affinity-regulating kinase 4. The record is from RefSeq and is a predicted model, not a curated record. Gene Ontology annotation, molecular function: ATP binding; tau-protein kinase activity. Lineage: Eukaryota; Metazoa; Chordata; Actinopteri; Salmoniformes; Salmonidae. Gene Ontology annotation, cellular component: cytoplasm. Gene Ontology annotation, biological process: microtubule cytoskeleton organization; protein phosphorylation; intracellular signal transduction.
GAGAGCGUGGCGGGGUGUUUGUUUAUCUAAAUACUGGCUUAGGCUAUAGCUAACCAAUCGGGAUAGCGCCGAUCGUAAUGUACUGUAACGGUUUGGAUACAAAUGCAAGAACAAACAAUAGGCUACAUAAAUGAUGCAGUAGACAUAAGACAUAUUGAAGAUGGGUCAGUGAUUUAAACCCGCUCAUUCCCUCUGCAGUUUUGGAUAGGUUUAUUUUACGCUCAAGUUUACGCUCAUAAAAUAGGCAGUGCGUUUUCGAUCGGUGGAUGUGUCAGUAAGCGUCUUUGACGGGAGAAUUGGCGCAUCCCACGGAGCAGCCACCAGGACAAUCGGGUUAUGAACGAUUCGGCCUUUUCGUGCAAAAUACCCUAUGUUUUCCCGUGGAGUGAUGCAAUCACCGUCGGUUGCAUGCAGGACAGCGAUGGGGCAUUGGUAGAUCAUACAGUUGUAUUAUUAUAAACGGGGACGCUCCUCCCGAAGCCAUAUUUGUUUUGUAUGCCAAACUGAGGCAGGGGGUGGAGAGGCGCUACAGAAACAUUGGGCUUUGGCCAAACAUCACCCUGUGUUAGUCCAUAAUUUACGUUUAGUCGUGGGUUUGCGUUCCUUUUCGUGCAAAAUUACCGAAUUGAGCGAAUUUUGCCAGAGAAAUGCAGCUUGCUUGAGGACACCCCCGAUAUCGGUUGGCUGCUGCAACCAUGAUUGGCAGAAGUCUCCUCUCGAUCACGGCUUCGCGGGUUGGAGAAGAAGCAGAUUGAUUUGGACCUGGUCUCAGCUGCGGAACUGCCGAUGUCGAAUGUUAUUAUCAGUGGAGCCUGAUCCUGUAAAUAUUAGAAGCGCAAACAAAGAGUAAUUCUGGAAAAACUCAGGGAAAAUGUCUUCUCGUUCUGCGUUACCGUCUGGGAUCGACAGGGGCACGGACCAUCAUGUGUCCCUGGCUGCCAGCCGCUCAGACAAGGGAACCAGCCUGUCCAGCCGCUCGCUGGGUGCCCGCUGCAGGAACUCCAUGGCCUCCUGCUCUGACGAGACUCCGCACAUCGGCAACUACCGCCUGCUCAAGACCAUCGGCAAGGGCAACUUUGCCAAGGUCAAGCUGGCGCGCCACAUCCUGACGGGCAAGGAGGUUGCAAUAAAAAUCAUUGACAAAACUCAGUUGAAUCCAACCAGCCUACAAAAGCUUUUUCGAGAGGUUCGGAUAAUGAAAGGUUUAAAUCACCCAAACAUAGUGCAGCUGUUCGAGGUGAUUGAGACUGAUAAGACCCUUUACCUAAUCAUGGAGUAUGCCAGUGGAGGUGAAGUGUUUGACUACCUCGUAUCUCAUGGUAGAAUGAAGGAGAUUGAAGCCAGAGCCAAAUUUCGACAGAUUGUGUCUGCUGUCCACUACUGCCACAUGAAGAACAUUGUCCACCGAGACCUGAAGGCCGAGAACCUCCUGCUGGAUUCUAACGCCAACAUCAAGAUCGCCGACUUCGGCUUCAGUAAUGAGUUCACGCUGGGCAACAAGCUGGACACGUUCUGUGGCUCCCCGCCCUACGCUGCCCCGGAACUGUUCCAGGGGAAGAAGUACGACGGGCCUGAGGUGGACGUCUGGAGCCUGGGAGUCAUACUGUACACGCUGGUGUCAGGGUCGCUGCCCUUCGAUGGGCAGAACCUCAAGGAGCUGCGUGAGCGCGUCCUGAGAGGGAAGUAUCGUGUGCCCUUCUACAUGUCCACCGACUGCGAGGGGAUCCUACGCCGGUUCCUGGUGCUCAAUCCCACCAAGCGCUGCACCUUAGAUCAAGUCAUGAAGGACAAGUGGAUAAACGCAGGGUAUGAUGAGGAUUCCUUGAAGCCCCAUAUAGAGCCUGUUGAGGACUACAGUGACGCCGCUCGCAUAGAGGUGAUGGUGGGGAUGGGCUUUACUCCCGAGGAGAUCAAGGACGCUCUGCUCAACCAGAAGUACAAUGAGGUCACCGCUACCUACCUAUUGCUGGGCCUCAAGAAUGAGGAUGGUGGCGAGUCUCGUUCGGCCAGUACCCUGUCCCUGGCACGGGUCCGGCCCAGCCCCAGCCCCAUCACCAACGGGACCAACAAGCAAUCCUUGGCCACUGCAGGCUCCUCUUCCUCCUCUUCAUCCUCCUCGCACAGCAAGACCCAGCGUAGCGCUUCCACCUAUCACAGGCAGCGGCGGCACAGUGACUUCUGCGGGCCCUCCAUGCCGGUCAUGCACCCCAAGCGGAGCCCCACCAGCACAGGUGACCGGGAGCUGCGGGAGGGGCGCAUGCCCCCGCGUAAGGCCAGCUGCAGCGUGAUGGGCAGUCGCUCGCUGCCACCCUCCAGUCCCAUGGUCAGCAGUGCCAAUAACCCCAACAAGUCAGAGAUCCCCGACCGCCGAAAGGAGAUGACUGCCACCACGGUGAGGAACAGUGAGAACAACAUCCCGGGAAGUGCCAUGACCCGGCGGAACACAUACGUCUGCACGGACCGCUCCAGCACCGACAGACACUCCCUGCUGCAGAAUGGCAAGGAGAACAGCUCCCUGUCCCACCGCCUGCCCCCCACAUCCCCCUCCACCCUGAGCAUCUCUGGGGCCGGGGCCUCCUCCUCCUCUAGCGAGCGCUGCCGUCUGACACGGGGCUCCACCAUUCGAAGCACCUUCCACGGGGGCCAGCUGAGAGACCGGGGCCCGCCCGUCUACUCGGCCCCACCCACCUCCCCCACUCUGUCCCACCAUGAUGCAAGUCCCCUGCCGCACGCCCGUAGCCGUGCCACCUCCAACCUCUUCACCAAGCUCACCUCCAAACUCACACGCAGGGUCACAAAUGAACCUGAGGGAAUCUGCCGAUCUGCGGUCACAAGGUCAGUAUAUGUCACAAGUCGCCAUUUACCUGGGCAUCAAAAAGCGUCCGAGCCCCGGGCCGUCGGACGUGGCUGGGAUCUGAGGGGACCUGGGGGGCGGCGGGACCCGGCGGAGGUGGUGCUGGCUCUGCGGGAGGCGGCACGGGGUUGCGGCUGCCAGGUCCACCAUGCCGGCCCCUUUCUGCUCUCCUGCACCCACGGGGCGGCCGGUGGUCAAGUGGCCUUUGAGGCCGAGGUGUGCCACCUCUCCACAGGGGGCAGUGCCGCCAACAAUGAGUCUUCCAACGGGGUGCGCUACACGCGACUCUGGGGGGCACCGCUUGCUUUCCGGGACAUCGCCACGCAAAUCUCGAAGGACCUCGAACUCUGAAUAUAAUGGGGGUUGAGAAGGAUGGAAAGAGAAAUAGAUAAAGGGACUUGGGGUUGGACCCGAGAUAAAUACAUUUCCUCCUGUCUCUUAUGUGGCUAAAGACCUACCCCCCUCCACACCAGUCUCAACCUAACCACCCAAACCCCCCCCUCCACACCAGUCUCAACCUAACCACCCAAACCCCCCCCUCCACACCAGACUCAACCUAACCACCCAAAC